AUGACACUGUCCCUGAGUGAGUUAUCUUCUCAUCGGACAACCAUCUUUGCGACUGCUGCAGGUGAAGAUGCGAGGGCGGGUGAAGAUGCGAGGGCGGGUGAAGAUGCGAGGGCAGGUGAGGGCGAGAAUGUGAGGUUGGGUGAAGAUGUGAGGUUGGGUGAAGAUGUAUUGAAGGGUAUGAGCGACGGCAGAUCUGCAGAUCUGAGCUCCGUCAAGCACAAGGGCCUGCAAUACAUUGGGCUAAAUAUGUAUAGUAAGGCCGAUGCUCUUGACCCGCCAAUUCCAGAAAUCAAGGAUAAGUCAAUCGCUAUGGCUGCCUUGCAAGCUGGCGAAAUCACCAUGACGGCACACAACUGGCCAACAUUCUUUUAUGAACAUGGCGUUUACGAUGCUGCUGAGAAGACACAUGGCCUGUUUCGAAACCACAUUGUUCUGAGGUUUUAUAAACAUCUUUUUAUUGGACCAUUAUCCGUCAUGAACGAUGCAUCAAAUGUCCGCAACUCUGUGAAGCCAUCCAAAAAUCGUGCAUGGGGACUGACAGCUGUCAACAAAUACAUCAUCGCAUAUGUUCACAUUAUCACACACUUUACGAUCAGCAGCGCUCAGCACUGGACACAGUGUAUUGGCGACAUGGACUUGGAUGAGCUCCUCUGGGCCAUCAUUGAAAUGCUAGACGACGACGACGAUCUAUGGGUCAAAGACACCCUCGUGUGGUGGAACAGGCACCUCAAACCAACCAAGGACAACUCACACUCAGCCAAGCUCAUGCGAAAGGAAAGUGAGGACGACAUUGCACAAAUUUGUGCUCAGCGAGCUGCACGCCGUUCUGCAUUAGUUACAUCAGAUGUGCUGUCAUGUCCGGUCAACCCUAAUGGGUCUCGAGAGCCCUCAACCAGUAAGCAAGCUCGCCCUGUGGAGUACGAAGACGAAGAUGAUAUAACACAUGCACCCAAAUGGCUUUGGCGAGCGGGUGACGACCUUGCCAGUGACUCACCACCUCACCCAAAUUCCAACGCUAAGCAGCACCGCACCUCAGUUUAUGAUGACAAUGAGGUUGCGGUACCACGAACACAGUCAACCCACCCUCGGUUGGAAAGGCAAGGGCAGCCUGCGAAGCCACGGCCCCUGCACCAGCGCCACACUCAGGUUACUUCAGACGACAAUGAAGAUACCCCACCCCCUCACAAGCUCAAAUCCAAGCGCCCUAUCUCUCUCGAUGAUGAUGCCAACGAGCUGGAAAUAGCAGCACAACCCAAACGGCCUUGA
This is a messenger RNA of Suillus discolor, 1266 nucleotides long. RefSeq lists its product as uncharacterized. Lineage: Eukaryota; Fungi; Basidiomycota; Agaricomycetes; Boletales; Suillaceae. The transcript has 9 exons. The record is from RefSeq and is a predicted model, not a curated record. The coding region runs from base 1 to 1266 and encodes 421 amino acids.